This is a messenger RNA of Eurytemora carolleeae, 2654 nucleotides long. Its product is annotated as SH3 domain-containing kinase-binding protein 1. The coding region runs from base 75 to 2654 and encodes 859 amino acids. The record is from RefSeq and is a predicted model, not a curated record. Gene Ontology annotation, molecular function: protein binding. The transcript is spliced from 19 exons. Lineage: Eukaryota; Metazoa; Arthropoda; Copepoda; Calanoida; Temoridae.
ACGUGAUUUUUUUAUUUCAGAAAUAUGUGAGUUGUGGUUGUUGUGGAUGUAGUGUAGUGAAUUGUAGAAUCAAGAUGAGUGAGAAUAUAGAAUGUGUAGUCGAGUAUGAAUACUCAGCUGAACAACCAGACGAACUAACAUUAAGGGUUGGAGACGUGAUCACUAAUGUUGAUAAGUUGGAAGGAGGUUGGUGGAAGGGAACUCUACGCGGUAUUACAGGGAUGUUUCCUGACAACUUCGUCAAGGUUUUACCUGGAGGAGGUAGCGUGCACCCUAUGAAGGGGGAGGAUGAAGGAUCUAAAACUAAACCUAGAUGUAAAGUUCUCUUCUCUUACACACCUACACACGAAGACGAGCUAGCGCUUGAGGUGGAUGAGAAGAUAGAGUAUAUAUGUGAGGUAGAGGAUGGUUGGUGGAAAGGAAGGAGUAAAGGACGGGUUGGAGUCUUCCCAUCAAACUUUGUAGAGAUGUGCAAUACAGACUGUGAUAACAAGCCUAGCCAUGCAGUUACUGUCCAAGAGAAAAACAAAAAGAAUUCAUUAGGAUUAAAUAAUUCAGUUUUUUCUGGUUCAGAGUCUGACAAGAUGGACUCACCUAGUACUUUAACAGGGAAGAAGAACAGCAAUAGUAGUAUGGCAACAUCAGAAAGACAGCUACGGAAUACAGGAGCAGCUCCUGAUACAGCUCCUCGCUUACCUCCCAAACCAGUGAAAGAGCAAUGCCUUGUUCUGUUCCCGUACACAGCUCAAAAUGAAGACGAGCUGACUUUAGAUGAGGGACAGAUUAUUUCCAUUGUGACUAGGGAUGUUGAAGAUAAGGGUUGGUGGAAGGGAGAGCUGGAUGGAAGAGUGGGAGUUUUCCCAGACAAUUUUGUUAAACUUCUUCCACCGGAGAUAGAAGAGGAUAAAGAUAAAAGACCUGGUAGACCUCCCACUUCUAUUAUAGAACAGCUGAAUUCUAAUAAUAAAUCCACAGGACUAGGAUCUAGUUCUCAGCUCAGGAGAUCCUCCUCCCAGCUUAAACCAGCACCCGGAGAAAUAGAAUCCUUGAAACCCGUGUUCAACGAAAAACUUUCCAAGAAAGGGAGUGAUAUUUUCAAGAAGAGCAAUUCCAACCUUAGCGAUAAAAAGACGGUGGUCAAGAACGGGACCGGAGGUUCAAGUUCUAGUCCAGUCCAACCACUUACCGGUCCUGCCAACCAUAGUCCUGUCAGGACAAAAUCUCCGGCUCCGGUCAAACCUGUGCCCAGUGACAAGGGAACCUCAGCUGAAGCUGAGUCUAUCCAGGUUAUGGAGGUUAAAGAUGAUGUUGAAAGCUCUGAAACUGAUUGUAUGUGGAAGCCUGGAGUACCUGAAGCUAGUAAACUCCAUAGUGUAACUUCGACUCGAGUAAAAGCUCCUAAACGACGGCCUCCAUCCUCUAUAUUCCUCAAGGAGAACAUCCCUGGUCUAGAGGAGCUAAUGGUAGACUCAGAGGAUGAAAUUAGGCCGAAGGAGGUUACUGAAGAGAAUGAAGAUACAACUGCAAGUGUUAAACUUAGAGAUAAAGCUGAAAAAGUUGGAGUUCCAGUUCUCCAGGGUAGGGAGGAUACUAGAGAUACUGGAUCUAAACCGUCCUGGCUAGAGGAACUCAGUAGAAAACAAGCCAACAGGAAAAGCGGAAUAUUUACCGAGGAUAAGAAACCAGAUUUACCUAGUCCUGAGAUUAAACCUAUUCUACCAACUAAACCUAGUGAUACAAGAAAAUCCUUGGGAAGCUUUAUAAGGAGACCCGGUAGCUUUACAGAUAAAGACACUGCUUCAGAUAACAGUUCUGAAACCAAGGAUAAACCUGUUCGUCCUGCCUUCCCACCUUCUAUGCCUAAAGCAGCAAGCAGCUCAACCCUUCCAGAUCGGCCAGAGUCCGAUCAUUCAACGGACCGUCAGACCAAAUCCACCGAGAAACGAUCGGCCGGCCGGAAGAGUUCUGAAACUAAAAAGGAGCUGACCAGCUCUGAACAAGAGCAGGAGAAAUCCGAGGCGGCUCGUAAACUUGCGGAGUUUACAAACCGGUUAUCUGAGGCCGGUCGAUUCGGCAAUAACAAACAGUCUGAGCCUUCUAAAAAGGUUCAAGAUCUCAACCCAAAACAAUCAGAGUCCGGAAAUAAGCAACCCGAUGUUUCUCGAAAACAUUCCGACACUACCAAAGGCUUCGAGUCUUCCAAACCUUCAGUACAUUCGACCAAUCUUGGUCGACCAGAGGCUCGAAGCUUCGCUGCUGUUCCGGAGCGCCCAGCCGACUUCAGCUCUCCUAAGGGUGGCCUAGCACGGAGAAUCGACAACCUUUCUCGAACCCUCGACACUAAGCAAGAGGACCCGGAGACUAGUUCCAAGUCUGAGCAGGAUAGAAGUAUAGGUUGGAGUAAUCAUAUCCUGAAACCUGAACCUGGAGAGAGGUCUGAACCCGAGGAUACGAGGAUGGAGAGCUCCACAAGGUCGGUCUGGUCGGAAACCAGGAUUAGACCGGAGACUGGCAAACCUGAACCCAGUGCUAACACCCAGCAGUAUCAAAAUAAAGUUGUUGAGCUAGAGCGUAGACUAGAGAGUAUAUCUGCUGAGUUUGCUGGACAAAUAUCAGCAUUGAAAUCUCAACUAGAGAAGGANCAUCAAAAUUAA